Molecule: messenger RNA, 2121 nt
Organism: Microstroma glucosiphilum
Lineage: Eukaryota; Fungi; Basidiomycota; Exobasidiomycetes; Microstromatales; Microstromataceae
Product: concanavalin A-like lectin/glucanase
Exons: 2
Coding region: 1-2121 (706 amino acids)
Biological process (GO): fungal-type cell wall organization; (1->6)-beta-D-glucan biosynthetic process
Cellular component (GO): endoplasmic reticulum membrane; plasma membrane
Molecular function (GO): glucosidase activity
Source: RefSeq, a predicted model, not a curated record
AUGUCGGGAUCAUCCAAUGGCUCCAUCAUCGGGUCCGACACCCAUCUUCCCUCUGGGAGUGUCGGAUACCAUCCCGCCGAUCACUCGGGUUCUUCCUCGGUGUAUGGCGCUGAACACCGUCUGCUGAACAAUGGCGGUAGUACCACGGACAAUUCUCAGGAUGGCUUUUACUCCCCUUCGAGUAUAGGUGGGAGGUUCUCGCUCAGGCGUCCGACUCACCGCGUAGCUUCUACCAGCGGCCGCUCCACUGGCAUCCCCGCCUUGAGUGAGAAGCUGAACCCCCGGGGCAACACGACGAACGGUAUGCUCGGACCAGUGGACGGCACAAUCGGCAGCACAACGCUGGCAGACACUGGAGAAUACGGCACAAAGAAGAGCUAUGGCCCAAGUGGAAAAGACUUGUACGCCAUUGCUGCCAAUCCCUUUUCUUGGGAUACAAAGGACGGACAGCCUGAACCCGACGACUUCUUGCAUGAUCCCCGCGACGAGGGCAGGGGAUCGUGGCUGGCGGGCGGCUUCCCCGUACGAGCCGUGUGCAACAUGGGAGUCCUCUUCAUCCUCAUUGCCGGUAUCCUCCUCCUCUUUGCGGGCUAUCCCAUCAUCACUGCCUUUACCAACACGGGCGACACUACCAAGGGUGGCUUCAACCUCGGUGGAAGCAAUGCUUCGGGUCAGAUUGCGGCCUUCACCGGCAUGAGGACUGGCCUCAUCGAUCCCGACACUCCCGCCAGCGCCCUCACAACGACGUCCAUGGUCGAUGGCAGCACCAUGAACCUCGUCUUUUCCGACGAGUUUAACACCGACGGCCGAUCCUUUUACCCCGGCGACGACCCUUUUUGGGAAGCCGUUGACCUGCACUACUGGGGUACGAACAACUACGAGUGGUACGACCCUGCUGGUGUCACCACUGCCGACGGAGCCCUUCAGAUCACUCUCAGCCAGCACGAGGAGCACAACCUCAACUUCCGCGGCGGCAUGCUCCAGGGCUGGAACAAGUUCUGCUUCACCGGCGGAUACCUCGUCGCCUCUGUCAGGCUGCCCGGAGCAGCUGAUGUGCCUGGUCUAUGGCCGGCUUUCUGGACGCUGGGAAAUCUUGGACGUGCCGGGUAUGGUGCUACCUUGGAGGGUACGUGGCCUUAUUCGUACGACGUGUGCGAUGUGGGCACUCUGCAGAACCAGACGUUUGUCAAUGGCACGCCCACGUCGGACCAGAUUGGUGGUGCAGUGGGCUUCAACAAGAAGCACAACUACAAUUCGCUGUCCUUUCUCGCUGGUCAGCGGCUGUCGGCGUGCACUUGCCCCGACGACGAUCAUCCGGGUCCUCUGUACUCCAAUGGCACUCGCCGCGGUCGCUCUGCUCCCGAGAUUGACGUCUUUGAGGCUCAGUCUACCGGUACCGAGAUUGAAGUCUCGCAGUCCGCUCAGUGGGCUCCUUUCAACGACCUCUACCAGGUGAAGAACACCACGCUAGGGUACGAGUUCUUCCAAAAGGGAGAGUUCAACACCUAUACCGGUGAGAUUACGCAGCAGUCAACGUCUGGUGUGAUUGUAGCGGAUCAAAAUGCAGUGGAAAAGGGCGGCGACGGGUCCUUUUCCGAGUACGGUUUCGAGUACGAGCCUGGAACGGAUGGCUACGUCCGCUUCGUCUCUGGUGGCGCACCCUCCUGGCACAUCUACCCUUCCGUCAAUGACCCUGAUCCGAUUUCGGAAAUCUCGCGGAGGAGCUUCCCAAUGGAGCCCAUGUACAUCAUCUUCAACUUGGGCAUCUCGCAAAACUUUGGAACGCCCAAUUGGGACGAGCUCACCUGGCCCAACACCAUGUCUGUGGACUGGGUGCGGGUGUACCAAAAGCCAGGCGAGGAGAAUGUGGGUUGUGACCCUCCGGAUUUCCCCACGGCAGACUACAUUGAGCGUCAUGCCGAGGCGUACAACAAUGCCAACCUCACACUCUGGGGUGGGACGGCUGAUGAGGGUGGAUAUGGAGGGUACUGGCCGAGGAACAGCCUCAACCCCAAUGGAUGUGAUGCCGAGCUGAGCAUCUACCCUGGAAGCCCCACGGUCGACAAGGCAAAGGCAGUCUACCGUGCUUCUGGCGUCGCGUCGAAUUGGAACAGGGCAUAG